Ceratosolen solmsi marchali is the source of this 5299-nucleotide messenger RNA. It is a transcript of the gene Oseg2, whose product is annotated as intraflagellar transport protein Oseg2. The transcript has 21 exons. Bases 1 to 5235 code for a protein of 1744 amino acids. Gene Ontology annotation, molecular function: protein binding. Gene Ontology annotation, cellular component: ciliary basal body; intraciliary transport particle B; axoneme. Lineage: Eukaryota; Metazoa; Arthropoda; Insecta; Hymenoptera; Agaonidae. Gene Ontology annotation, biological process: intraciliary transport. The record is from RefSeq and is a predicted model, not a curated record.
AUGUUGCUAAAGUAUUUGGGAUCAAUUCUACCGGCCCACGACUGCGAAAAUCGAGUUAUGGCAAUCGCUUGGUCACCAAAUAGCUUGAAAUUAGCAGUUGCCUCCACUGAUCGCUCGAUUUACCUUUUCGAUGAUAAAGGUGUAAAGAGGGAUAGAUUCUCUACAAAACCCGUUGAUUCGAAAAAUGGUAAGAAAAGUUACUUGGUGAAAGGUAUUGCAUUCUCACCGGAAUCGACGAAAAUCGCUGUUGGUCAAACAGACAAUAUCGUCUACGUGUAUAAAAUAGGCGAAGAAUGGGGCUCAAAGAAGGUGAUUUGUAACAAGUUCCCACAGAGUUCAGCUGUAACAUGCCUGGCUUGGCCAACAGAAGGUCCAAUAAUUGUUGGCUUGGUAGACGGCAAAGUACGGGCAGCCAUCAUCAAGGCCAAUAAGGCUCAGACCCUUUACGCCGCGGAUUCCAUGACUCUCGCCCUUGCCACCAACUCCCGCGGUACUGGCUUUUUAUCGAGCCAUGCGGAUGGUAGCGUGAUUCGCUAUUACGUAUCAGAGGAUGGUACUGCGGAGACUUCGGGCCGGGUAUUGAUGCAUCCCGUAUCCGCCUACGCUCUUUCUUGGCUCCAAUCACAUAUUCUUGCUGCCGGCUGUGACAAGAAAAUUAUAUUCUAUGACUCGCGGGGCAAGAGCGUGAAAAUUGUUGAUUACAGCAGGAGCUCCGAUGAGAAGGAGAUGACCGUCGCCUGUUGCAGCCCCAGCGGACAGAGCGUCGCCGUUGGCUCUUGGGAUAAGAUAAGAAUUUUCGAUUGGAGUCCUCGGAAGAACAUUUGGGACGAAACCAAUGUAAAAAUUCUAACCAAUUUUUACACAGUUACAGCCUUAGCCUGGAGAAGAGAUGGUUCGAAGCUGGUGGUAGGCAGUUUGUGCGGUGCAGUAGAGCAGUUUGAGACGAUUCUCCGACGAACCAUCGUCCGCGGAGGCCAUGAGGUGGCAUACGUCGGGCCCAGCCAAUUGGUGAUAAGGUCACUCGAGGGUAAAGGACGUCCAGUGAUUAUUAAGUCCUUGAACGGCACCGAGAUCGAGGACGUGAAAAUUCUCGGCCGGGGUGAUAAUCGGGUUGUCGCCCGUACCGCUGUCUCCCUCCUUAUCUGCGACAUCCAGCAGAAUCUGCUCAGUGAGAUUCCCUGGGAGGAUAAAAAUGGUGGCGAGAAGUUCUUUUUCGAGUACCCGGGCGUGUGCCUAAUUUUCUAUGCGGGUGAGUUGACGAUCGUUGAAUACGGAAGGAACGAGAUCCUGGGUACGGUGCGAACCGAGUCGGUAAACCCUCAUGUGACGAGUGUACGGAUAAAUGAGCGCCAGCUCCUACCUGGGGUAGAUAACAAGAGGCUCGCCUAUCUUCUGGACUCACGGACGGUGCGUAUCAUGGAUCUGGUGACUUCGGCCACAGUUACUGUAAUUGGGCACGAUGCCCGCAUCGACUGGCUCGAGCUUAGCGAGACCGGCACUCGGCUCUUAUCACGAGAUAAGCGAAGCAGACUCUGGCUGAGCGACGAUAAGGGCGGUCACAUGCUGCUGCUCUCGGGUGCGAGCUAUGUUAGCUGGGUGGUGGGAAGCGACGUGGUGGUUGCACAGUCGGGGAUGAACCUCGUGGUCUGGUACAACGUGGACGCCCCGGACUCGAUGAAUACGAUCCCGGUGAAGGGUGACGUAAUAAAUAUCCUUCAAGAGGGUAGAAGGACGUCGGUGAUGGUGGAGGAGGCUGGCACCGAGGUUGCCUAUCUCCUCAACGAAGACCUUAUUGAGUUCGGCACCGCACUCCAUGAUAACGACUUUGGCCGGGUCGUGCUAUUUCUGGAGGAACUCGGCGACCAGCCCCACGUCGAGGCCAUGUGGGAAAACGUCGCCACUAACGCCAUGAACGAGAGAGCAAUGAUAGUUGCCGCGAGAAGUUAUGCAGCAUUGGGCGAUGUCGCAUGCUCGCGUCACCUAAAGGAGAUCGUCCAAAUUGGCGAGAAGUACGCGGAAGAGACUGGAAACGAGCCCUUUGCCAGCCCCGAUUUCUGGGCUAAAAUGUCGAUCCUCAAGGGUGACCUCAAAACCGCCGAGGCAGUUUAUCUCGAGCAGAACGAGUUGUCCAAGGCUCUGAACAUGUACCAGCGCUAUUGGCAGUGGGAGGACGCCCUCAUUCUCGCCCAAAAUCGACGCUGGUCCGGCUUGCCUCAGCUUCGGGAUAAGCAUCUUGGCUGGCUAAUGGAGAGUGGCCAGAUGGCUAAAGCUGCAUCAAUCAUCGAGGCGGAGGACUCGCGGCGCGCGGUCAAGUUGUAUUUGAAGGCGCGACGCCCGGGUCGCGCAGCCCGGCUUCUCCUUAGCCAGGACGAGCUGACGGACGAUGACAAACUCGUGACCGACGUCGUAACUGCGCUUAAGGCCACAGAUCUCAUGGAACUCGCGGGCGAAAUUUACGAGAGAAUCGGCGAUCAUCAUGCUGCGAUCGUUGCGUACAGCCAGUCAAAUAUUUAUGCACGUGCCUUAGAACUGGCGAGAAAUACAGAGCCUAAUUCGGUGGUGAAGUUGGAAAAGGAUUGGGGUAAUUAUUUGAUGUCAAGCGGACAAUACGAUGCAGCCAUUAAUCACUUCAUCGAGGCUGGAGAAACAUCGCGAGCAUUGAGCGCUGCGGUGAUGGCACUCCAAUGGAAAAAAGCACUGCAAAUAAUACAAGUGAUCGAGCCAGAGAACGAUCCGGAAUUUCGGAGCCACUGCGAACGUGUAGCGGAGCACUUCGCCUCGGUGAACGAGCUGGGGCUCGCCGAGAAAUUGUUUCUACGAGCAGGUUUAGCGCGACGAGCUGUGGAGACCUACGCCGCGGCCAAUGCCUGGCAGAAAGCUCAAGAACUCGCCCAGCGCGAGCUCGAGGCCACAGAGGCACGAGAACUGCUCGCGGGACACGCGGAGAUGCUUAAGACAGCAGGAGAUUAUCGACAUGCGGAGAUACUAUAUGCAGCCACUGAGCAGCAUGAUGAGGCCAUAGGCAUGUAUAGGCAUGCUGGGCUUAGGCAGGACAUGAUUCGUCUAGUCGCUAAAUUUAGACCAGAGCUUCUCAAAACCACUCACGCUCACCUCGCUAAGGAGUUGGUGAGCACGGGAAAGCCGAGAGAGGCUGAAGAGCACUUCCUCGGAGCCGAAGACUGGCGUGGCGCUGUCGCGGCUUAUCGUAGCGCGAAUAUGUGGGAAGACGCUUUGAGAGUCGCAGAGAAGGCGUCGGGCGAUAAGGCAGCACAACAGGUGGCACUGAUGUGGGCGCGGACCCUCGCCCCGGAGCUGGGUGCGAGGCUUUUAUCGCGAUUGGGACAUUUGGACGCUUGUCUGCAGCUGGCGAGCGAGGCUGGGCUCUUUGACUGGGCUCUCGAGAUCGUGAAGUACGGCAGCGGUGAGCAACAGAAGGACAUACACUAUCGGUACGCUAUGGCCCUUGAAGACAACGGUCGCUUUCCUGAAGCAGAGCGCGAGUUUCUCAAAGCGGGUAAAGCGAUGGAGGCCGUGCAAAUGUACAUCCAUACACGGGAUUGGCAGGCGGCGGAAGAUGUCGCGCAAAAUCAUUGCAAAGAUGGUUUGUCGCAGGUGCUCGUCGCCAAGGCGUCAGAGGCUGUUCAAGCCCUGGAUUAUGCAACUGCAGAGUCAUUGUUGCUGCGCGCACACAAACCCGAUAUCAUCAUCGACCAUUACAAGAGUGCGGGUAUGUUCUCCGAGGCGAUGCGCGUCUGCCGCGAGUACUUACCGAGUCAGGAGGCGGCUCUUCGCCGAGAGCUGGGGCAACGCGCCGGACAAUCGGACAUUGGCGAUGGGAGUACCCUCAUCGAGGAUGCGCGCCGCUGGCUCGAGCUUGGAGAAACGCAGGAGGCUCUUGACCUGCUGCUCCGGGUGUCAAGUAAUCCGAAGCCGGCGCUCGUGCUUGCUGCGGACAUCCUUCUGCACAGGGCCGGUGCGGAACUCGCGGCCCAGUUAGGGGCCGACCUAGGCUCUAAGCUCUUCGUCGUUAACGAGCAUGCCCUCGCUGCGCAGGUAUUUCUUCAAGCCAACCGUAUAAAAGAAGCGGUAAAUGCGCUGGCUGCUGCGGGCGACUGGACAAAAGCCAAACGCGUGGUUCACGAGCUCGCACCCGAUCUUGAGAUAUAUCUCGAAGACCUCUAUAGAGAGGCAAUGAUUAAGGAAGGACAGGUGGAGAAUCUCGUCCGUGUCGACGCCGAGGCGGCUAUCGAUAUGCUAGUGCGCAAGGGACAAUGGGGUCAGGCUUUCGAGACCGCCAAGGCUCAAGGUCACACGGUGCUACACAAGUACCUAGCUCAGCGAGUGGCUCAGCUUCUCAAAUCUGACAAUGUUGCAGACGCUCUGCAGCUGUACUCACAAUAUGGUGCUCCUCCGAUAAGUCAAAAUUACAAUCUCUAUUAUCACUUGAGCGAAAGAGUCCUGAAUUCGAACGAGACCCACACUGAGUACUUGUACUUAGCCAAACUUCGAAAUAUUCUACUGAGUUUGGUGAAAAGCCUCGAUGUUUCAGCCGCGUCGGUAUUGAAAAAGUUCGAGAGGAUAUUACGCGCGACCCAUUACUCGGCGGUGUACUACUCCUGCAGGGACAUUCCGCACUCCACUCUCGCAGAUCUUCCCCUUAAGACGUCUGUGUCGCUGUUGCGCUACACGGAUAUUCUCCUCGCCGACAGAUGCUAUUAUGAAGCGGGCAUGGCGGCGCGUAACGUCGGCCUCAGCAGCGAGGCGUUCGUCUUUCUCAAUCACUUUCUCGACCUAGAGGAAUGCGUCGAGGAGGGGGAUGGUAGCGUCCUAGAUAUGGAGGACCUGCGGGUGACGGAUUUUCCAUUAGAGGUGCCGCUGCCGUCAUCGCUGAGCCUCGAUCGAAACCAACGCGAAGAAGUGCGCGAAUGGGUGCUAACGGUGUCGAUGGACCAGCGGGUAGACCAAGGUCUGCCUUUGGAUCAGCGAGGCGUCUACGUCGGCUCCCUGUCGAGUCACGCGGACUCAAGCACGAGCCCUCUGCCGGAGUGUGUCCUAACAGGAUAUCCGGUGCGCGGAUCCUCCGUGCAAUUCGACGGAAGCCGAGGAGUCGCUGCCCGGGACGAUUGGAACAAGUUCAUCACUGUGGCGCGUCAAAGUCCUUCUGACUCGGACCUCAACGAUGUGCUCGCCUUCAUCCAGGAUUGGUGCGGCACCGCACCAAGUUAUGUUUUUUAAGAGUGCCGUUGCGGUUAUAGAAUCAACAAUAACAAACGCACAAUUGAAUUGGGUGGAAAAUAGU